GUCUCUGACAUCAUUGUCAUCGGGGCUUACUUCCUGCUCAACGUCGCUGUAGGAAUAUGGUCAUCCUGCAGGGUGAGCAGAAACACUCUCAGCGGCUAUUUUCUGGCUGGACGAGACAUGGCCUGGUGGCCGAUUGGAGCGUCCCUGUUUGCUAGCUCAGAGGGAUCAGGCCUCUUCAUUGGUCUGGCAGGAACAGGAGCUGCAGGAGGCAUCGCUGUAGCAGGAUUUGAGUGGAAUGCCACGUAUGUGCUGUUGGCUCUAGCCUGGGUAUUUGUCCCAGUGUAUGUUUCCUCUGGGAUCGUCACUAUGCCAGAGUAUGUUGGACGGCGUUUUGGGGGGGAGAGAAUCCGCAUGUACCUGUCGGCCCUCUCACUACUGCUGUCAGUGUUCACCAAGAUAUCCACAGACCUGUACUCUGGGGCGUUGUUCAUCCAGGUGUGUCUGGGAUGGAAUCUGUACCUGUCCACCAUCCUCAUGCUGGUCGUCACCGCACUCUACACCAUCGCUGGAGGUCUCGCUGCAGUCAUCUACACAGACACUCUUCAGACCUUCAUCAUGAUCAUUGGUGCAGUCAUCCUCACCAUCACAGCGUUUAAUAAGAUUGGAGGUUAUAGCAACUUGGAGAGUGUUUAUCUGCAAGCGGUGCCAUCUAAAAUCAUCCCCAACACCAGCUGUCAUCUACCGAGGCCUGACGCCAUGCACCUCUUUAGAGAUGCAUCUGAUGCUGACUUGCCCUGGCCAGGAAUGACACUUGGUCUCACCAUCCUGGCUACCUGGUAUUGGUGCACUGACCAGGUGAUAGUGCAGAGGUCUCUCUCAGCUAAGAGUGUCAGUCAUGCUAAAGGAGCCUCCAUAUUCGCCAGCUACCUCAAGAUGCUGCCCUUUAUCUUCAUAAUACUGCCUGGCAUGAUCCGCCGAGCGCUGUACCCAGACUCAGUAGGUUGUGUUGACCCUGAAGAGUGUGUGAAGGUGUGUGGUGCUGAGGUUGGAUGCUCAAACAUCGCCUUUCCCAAGCUGGUCAUCGAGCUCAUGCCAAGUGGUAAUAUGCAGUUCGCGUGGCUCAUGAUCGCAGUGAUGAUGGCAGCAUUGAUGUCAUCGCUAACCUCCAUCUUCAACAGUAGCUCCACCCUCUUCACCAUGGAUAUCUGGAAGAAGUACCGCCGACAGGCCAAUGAGAAAGAGCUGCUGCUUGUUGGCAGGAUCGUUACAGUCAUCCUGGUGGUCAUCAGUGUGGUGUGGAUCCCCAUUCUCCAAAGUGCCAACAGUGGUCAGCUGUACGUCUACAUCCAAUCAGUGACCAGCUACCUGGCCCCGCCCGUCACCGCAGUGUUCGUACUCGCCGUGUUCUGGACCAGGACCAACGAGGCGGGGGUGUUCUGGGGGCUGAUGGUGUGGGUGGUUGUCGGGGUGACGCGGAUGCUGCUGGAGUUUGGCGCACCGCCCGCCGCGCCGCCGACCCCGCCUGCUGCGCCGUCCACUACUCACUUCGCCAUCAUCCUGUGCGCCCUCACCGCCGCCGUCGUCAUGACGAUCAGCCUUCUCACGCCCCCACCACCGCCAGAGCAGCUCAGGAACUUGACAUGGUGGACCCUUACGGAGAGUGCUGAUCAAGACAUUCCCAUGCAGAAAGUCACUACCAUCUCACGCAGAACCUCCGGUGCUUCUGUGAGGAGGGGCAGAUGUGUGAGGGCUUCUGGGUUCUGUAGUCCUCAUCCCGCCAGAGCAGCUGCUGGGACUACAAUUCCCACAAUUCCCAGCAUCCGUGAGGAGCCCUUCUGGAAACGCUUUUGUUGUGUCAAUGCCAUUAUUCUCAUGUGUGUCAAUAUCUUCCUGUAUGCCUAUUAUGCAUAACACACACACACACACACACACAUCAUCACACACAUAUC
Alosa alosa (allis shad) is the source of this 1889-nucleotide messenger RNA. It is a transcript of the gene slc5a10, whose product is annotated as solute carrier family 5 member 10. The record is from RefSeq and is a predicted model, not a curated record. Gene Ontology annotation, biological process: transmembrane transport. Gene Ontology annotation, molecular function: D-glucose:sodium symporter activity. Gene Ontology annotation, cellular component: plasma membrane. Lineage: Eukaryota; Metazoa; Chordata; Actinopteri; Clupeiformes; Clupeidae.